Molecule: messenger RNA, 1179 nt
Organism: Dryobates pubescens (Downy woodpecker)
Lineage: Eukaryota; Metazoa; Chordata; Aves; Piciformes; Picidae
Gene: MTFMT
Product: mitochondrial methionyl-tRNA formyltransferase
Exons: 9
Coding region: 15-1136 (373 amino acids)
Biological process (GO): conversion of methionyl-tRNA to N-formyl-methionyl-tRNA; biosynthetic process
Cellular component (GO): mitochondrion
Molecular function (GO): methionyl-tRNA formyltransferase activity
Source: RefSeq, a predicted model, not a curated record
CCGGACGCGCCGCUAUGUGGGGUUGGUGGCUGCGCUCCUGGCGGGAGGGGGUGACGGUGGCGCGCGGGGCGGCGGGGCGGGCAGGGGCGCCGCCAUGGCGGGUACUCUUCUUCGGCACCGACCGCUUCGCUGUCACCGUCCUGCGAGCCCUGCAGGCCGCCAGGGAGCCCAGCGAGAACUUGCUUGUGUCCAGGCUGGAGGUGGUGACUUUGCCCUCCCGCCUACGUGGGGACCUGCCUGUGAAGAGCUGUGCCCAGGAGUUCCAGCUGCCUGUUCACGAGUGGCCACACACAGGACCUGUGGGACAGUUCGAUGUGGGUGUGGUGGCAUCAUUUGGACGUCUUCUAAGCAAGGAGCUUAUUCUACAGUUCCCAUAUGGUGUGCUGAAUGUCCAUCCCAGCUGCCUCCCACGAUGGCGUGGUCCUGCACCAGUAGUCCACACAGUGCUUCAUGGAGAUGAAGUGGCUGGGGUGACAAUUAUGGAAAUAAGAUCAAAAAGGUUUGAUGUGGGUCCAAUUAUUAAGCAAGAAGAGUUUCCUGUUCCUCCCUGUUGUACUGCAAAGGAGCUGGAAGUGUUGUUAGCAAAGAUGGGUGCAAACAUGCUGAUAUCAGUCCUGAAAAACUUGCCUGAAAGCUUACAAAAUAAAAGAGAGCAACCAAAAGAAGGAGUAACCUUUGCUCCUAAAAUAUCUGUGGCUAAGAGCUGUGUCAAAUGGGAAGAGCAGACAGCUGCACAAAUACUUCAACUGCAUCGUGCAAUAGGAAGUAUGUUCCCUUUGCAGACCCUCUGGAGGGGUACCACUGUUAAGCUUCUGGAUCUGGUGGAAGUGGAUAAUAUUCCUGGGUUUUCAGAUCAAGUAUUAAAUGAUUGUGGAGCUGCUCCUGGUUCACUGCUGUACCAUAAAGCCUCCCGAAUGCUGAUAGCUCGUUGCAGGGAAGGCUGGGUUGGAAUCAAAGGAGUGGUGUUAAAGAAGCAGCUUACGGCAGUCGACUUCUACAAUGGAUAUUUGCACUCUUUGUUCCAGCAGAACUCAAGAUCAGUUCGUGAGGAAUGCAGAUUUCAAACACUUGAACUUAGCAUUGCAAAAAAGACUCUGAAGGAGAGGGAGAAAUUGCAACAGGAUGCAAAACAAUAGAUGUAUUUUAAACUGUGGCUGAAGACAGCUGUUGCUAGUGAUA